Messenger RNA from Moneuplotes crassus, 3121 nucleotides. NCBI's taxonomy places the organism in Eukaryota, Ciliophora, Spirotrichea, Euplotida, Euplotidae. The record is from the annotation of a GenBank genome assembly.
AAAUUACUAAUGAAAGAUGAAUUAGGCUUUGUCUCUGACAACGAUAUCGCAGAGAUCAUGAUUGAGACUGAGAGAAAACAGUAUAGUCGCAAGUCGACUAUUAUGUCCAUCCUCAUGUCUAACAGAGGGAGCUCGUUUGACGAUUAUUCAGACGAUGACUCAGAGCUCUCUGACUCAGUCUCUUUUUCAAAUACCGGUGUUUCAAGCGAGUUUAUGUACUGACAGUUGUGAGAUGAGUGUCAAAAGGGUCAUUAUAAUAACUGUGAAGUUUAUUCUGGGAAUAAUAAGUCAGCCCACCCAGGUGCUCAGGAUAUUAGAAAUAAUAAUGCAAGGAGGAGGUCAUUUCAAAGCCGUGGGAGUAAAAUAAAAUUGAAUUACUAUGACAAAAUUGAUAAAGCUAAUUUUCUUCCUGAAGAAAAAAGGGUUCAAAAACAUUCAGUGAAGAGUAGUGACUUCCUGAAGCUGCACAGAAUGAAAAAUCCAGUGCAUGAUGGAGAUAGAGAAAACGCUAUAAGCAUCGCUAAGAACAUCACUGUAGAGAAUUUGAAAUAAGGUCGAAAAGCUCAACGAAGAGAGAAAGAAAAGGAGUUAUUACGAAAUCAAUCUCAACAACAAGGAACUGUACAGCAUAGGUCAGCUGUCUGAGCAAGAAUUGCUAAAAUAACCCAACUGAUCCAUCAACUUCUUCUAUGAAUGGAAUCCCACUAUUUAGCCUAAAGUCAUCACCAUAUUCCAGGAAAUUCAAAAAGACUCAAGAGAUAUUGAAAUAAGGUGAGAAAAGUCCAACAGAAGGAAAUUAAGGAGAUAGCGAUGAUAAAAUAAGCUAAAGGAUACGCUUGCUGAACAAGCGAAGAAUAAGAGUCAUCUGUUACGUAAAGACACCCAGUCGACCAUUAUGGAAGAAGAGGAAGAUAAUAUCUCUAUUUGUGGUUACUCAAGAAGAAGUAGCCUGAAGAAGUAGCCUGAAGAAGAUGCCAAUGAAGAUAAGUGGAAUAAAAAUUCCAAAAUUUAAGGGUCAAGUUGAUAAAGAUGGGAUGACAGUGAAAUUAUCCUCCAACGAGGACCAGAAUUCUAGUCUUCAGGAAUCUGCUUUUGCUGAAAAGUCCAUCUUGAGCCUUCAAAAAUGAGAUAAAAAUUCAACAGAAAAGAUAGAAGACGAUGAUUUAUUUUAUAGCCAAAUCCGACCAAAGAGUAAAUCAGAAUUGUUGAUAACUAACAAGCAAGCUGACAAAAAGUCUGGCUCUUUUAUAAACCUUAUAUCAAAUGGAAUAUCCCCACUUAUGCCAAAAUAAGAAAAAUAUUAGGAAGAGCCAGAUGGGAACGCUUGUAGAAGAAGAUGAGGGGCUUCCAGUCUCUCAUGUUAAAGAAUCUUCUUCUCACCCAUACAUAUCUGAUUUUCCAGUUGGGAAGAAUAGAGAAAUAGAUCAACGUAGAAAGGCAAAUUCGUUGAAGAAAGUCAGACCUUACCCAAUAAGGUCAAAUACAAAGCCUAUAAGUCAAAAUUCUGAGAUAAAGGAGGACUUGAUCAAUCAUUUAUACGAUAAUGGGUUUAAGAAUUAUAAGAUGAAGCUGAUGGAUAACUUACAAGAAGCUCCAGGAGCUCUCUCGAAUGCAAAGAGGUUAUGCCAGAGUAGUUCAGAAGAAAGCAAGAUAUUAGAGACCAAUAAGAUAAACAAGAUCAACAAGAAGCCGAUCAUGAAAUUUAAGGUUUAUAAGAUGCUGCCCAAAGUGCACAGACCAGGUGCUAGUAUAAAACUCAAAAGCACAGGUAGAAGCUCAGUGAAGAGCAAUUUUAGAAGCUCAGGGAAGAUCUCUCAGAACUCAGACCUGGAAGGAAUUCUGAAACAGAAGGAUUCACCAAAGCAGAAGGAAGCCAACUUUGCUGAUAAGUUUUCUCACAAGAUUGCACUGAUACUCCAUCAAAAGAUGAGAGAAGAGCAUCUCUUAAAAAUUCAGAAACCCCGGAAGAAGAGUUCAAAGGGAAAAUUGGAACCAGCAGAGGACCUGGAGAUCGAAAAACUGGACAAAACUGUAAUAUCUCAAAAAUUCCAGGAACUAUUUGGAGACAUCCUAAACAUAGCAAAAUCUGAUGAUAUUCAGAAAAAUAAUGAAAAUAUGAAAGAACAGGACAAUGGCUCGUUAGAGCGCUCUGGCUCAAAAACUAAGAAAAAUCUUAAAAAUCGGAAAAUUAUUAAGAACAAUAUCGGGAUCAAGAAAUUACCAAGAAUCACUAGGAAUAAAAAUAUCAAGAUUGGCUCAUCUCUGAAGAUCCCCAAAGCCUUGCAAGCAAGACGAAAUGAGAACUCCUCAGUCCCUGUGAAAUCCAAGAAGAAGAUGAUAUGUGAGAAUUCGUUAAUAAAGCUGAACAAAAUCGAAACAAAAUCUGAUGACGACUUAUCAACAAGCCAGAAGAAGAGGACAUUGAAUUCUAAAAGUAUCGCAGCUCUAAAGACGAGUGGAGGAUCCAAAUAUAGCAGAGGGAUAUAUGGCAAUGCCAGAAACUCCUCUGGGAGAAAAGAAGGCUUACCUGCUAAAAACUCUCGCUCAAAAGGACAAAGACAAGAUCAAUGUCCGUUCUCUCAGGCAAGCCAAAUCGAGACAAAUCCCUCUUCAAAGCUCGUCCAUAAAUAAGACUAAUCAGCAAAGUCUUCCAAAGAGAUUCAAGAAGUUUGAUAAACUUAGCAGGAAGAUUCAGAAGAGGGCUGAGGAACUAAAGGAUCUCAAUUUCGAUAAAUAUCUUGAGAAGUAUAAAGAGGGUCUGAAUCUUCAGAACAAGAUCAAUGAUAUUAUUGAUGACCAGAUGUUUAACAUUCAGGCUCUUCGAGAGCGGAUGAGAUCCGCCAUUGAAGAUUCUUCAUUCAAAACUAUCCAGAUCAUUAAUCCUAGUGAGAGUUUUGAGAAUGACUCUUUCACCUCUGAUUCUGAAUUCAACCGUGAGCUUGAUGACUCGGUGAUGUACCAGAAGUUCAUCACUGGUUACGACCAUAUCUUUUUAAAGAAAGUCAAAGGCUGGAAUAAGGACUAUAUUAAGGACCUUCAGUAUAACGAUUUAAAGAUCAAGAAAUGCAUCCCUGAGAAGUUUAAGAAGAAGUAUUUGAGAAAAUUGAAGUACAAAAAAUAA